AUGAACAUUGAUAGCGUCCAAGAAGAUCAAAGAGCCACAAAGAAAGUUAAGAAUCGAGAAAUAAAAACUAAAGAUAAUGAAACAACUCAACCAACGGAGGACAUGCAAACUGAAGAUGAUUCUCAAGAAGAAGAAGCUGCGACCAAAGAACGCCCCAAGAGUCCGGAGAAAAUCUCAUAUGCGACCAUGGCUACCAGUGGAUCAAAUAUGAUCAAGAAUCCUCCAGUCAAGAUGCCCGAAAAAGAAAUAAUUUUCCAAGAAGGAGAUGUCACCAUGGACAAUUCUAGAGAUUUCCCAAAAAUAAGUUUCUCUAGGAGAAUUCAUGAACUGAUUGAUCGAAACAUGAAACAAGUUGUUACCACGAGACUACUGGGAAAAAAGAUUGGAUAUAAAGCUCGGAUAAACAAAAUACAUGUGUUAUGGAAGCCAAUAGGCAAUUUCAACUUAAUAAAUCUUGAUAAUGACUAUUACUUAGUGAAAUUUGAAAAUCCUGAGGACUACACGAGAGUUCUUACCGAUGGUCCUUGGAUGAUAUAUGGAAGUUACGUGACAGUUCAACCAUGGUCGAGGAACUUUACUACAACUGAGAAAAACCCUUCACAAGUCAUCGCUUGGCUGCGUCUACCUGGUUUGCCCUACAGGUAUUACAAUACUGUACUAAUCAGAACAACUGUGAAUAUGAUAGGAAGAGCAUCAAAAUUGACUACAAUACCAAAGUUGGAGAAAGGGGAAAAUUUGCUAGAAUUGCAGUUGUAA
Hibiscus syriacus is the source of this 756-nucleotide messenger RNA. RefSeq lists its product as uncharacterized. Bases 1 to 756 code for a protein of 251 amino acids. The transcript has a single exon. Lineage: Eukaryota; Viridiplantae; Streptophyta; Magnoliopsida; Malvales; Malvaceae. The record is from RefSeq and is a predicted model, not a curated record.